Pundamilia nyererei is the source of this 2276-nucleotide messenger RNA. RefSeq lists its product as uncharacterized. NCBI's taxonomy places the organism in Eukaryota, Metazoa, Chordata, Actinopteri, Cichliformes, Cichlidae. Bases 75 to 1370 code for a protein of 431 amino acids. The transcript is spliced from 10 exons. The record is from RefSeq and is a predicted model, not a curated record.
AUGCCGUGCCGGUACGGAAAGAUGGGGAUCAGCAUGGCCGUGCCGAGUUUUCCUGGGAAGGAAUCAAUUUGUCCAUGGAGGACACUACUUCCAUUCUGCCUCGUCUCAAGAGGAAGCCCACCAACACCUAUGGGAUCGGUGCCCUGGCUAAGUCCUCUCUGUCAGGUGUGUCAGGUGUGACUCGCUCCAUGAAGGACAAGGUGACCAAGCCCACCGCCAUGGCCCAGGGUCGAGUGGCCCACAUGAUAGAGUGGCAGAGCUGGGGCAAACCAUCUGCGGGGCCGCUAGGGGGAGCGGGCCAUACCAACCUUCAGAGGGAAAAGGAGAGGAGGAUGGAGAACGACGCUUACAGUGACCUUAGCGAUGGCGAGAAGGAGGCUCGCUUUGCUGCAGGUAUCAUGCAACAGUUUGCAAUUUCUGAGGCGACUCUGUUUGGUUGGAACUCGAUGGACGGGGAGAGCAUGGGAGCCGGCUCCAACCAGGGCAGCGUCGCCCACCUGAGUGAGGUCAACCAGGAGAGCAUCACCAGCAGAGACCAGGUGCUCCAUCACUCCUCUGCGGAUGUCUGGCCUCACACCUACGUCUCGCAGGGCCUGUACUGCCUGUCGUCUUCUGACGCCUGGGACCCAAUCACCAGCCAGCCCUCGGGCGUGGCAUCGCCUGCUGCAGGCUCCUACAUCAUGGCUGCCGGUGGCAGCAAUGGAGCAGGAGGCACACCUGGUGAGGGGUACGAGGGGACAGUAGGAAGUUACAUUCAGCAGCACCAGGUUCAACUCGCCCUGCAGCAGCAGAGUCAACUCCAACAUCUCCAACAGCUUCAUCACUACCAGCAGCAACAGUUUCUGCAGUACCAACAACAGCAGCAGUCUAUGGAGCACAGGCUACACAGUGCCUCCCAUUCACUCCAAGCCACGCCCAAUAGCACCAUCCACAGCCUCGGUCCACCCACUCACCCUCGGCUAGCUGACCUGUGGGGAGCAGCACAGGUUGAGGGACAUCAGGUGGAGAUCGUUGGACACUUGAAUGCACAGAUGGCUGACAUGGUCGGAGGCGUGGUGGAGACGGUCGGAGAAGAGCCAGAGCCCGAGUCUGAAGACUUCCCUGAACAGCGUGAAGAGGAAGAGGAGGAGCUAACAAAGGUAGAAGAGGUAACAUUAACUUUGGAGCCAGAGCCGUGCUCUUUGACGCCCUCCCCGCUGAGGGAAGAUGCCCCUUCGACCAGAGGUUCAAGCCCAGGACUACCAGCACAGACCACCGAACCCGUCGCAGAGAGGAUACCCUUUGACGUCACGCCCUGCGUCGUCCAGUCAUUGGAAGAGAAAGAUGAAGAGGCAGACGAGGGCUCCAUUGUUGUUGUUGCAACCAAUUGAGUCAUUUGGACGAAACUCUGUCAAAAACUGGAAAUUAAUACUUCAAUAAUCAGUCAAGCUAUUAUCCCAACCCCUCCCUCUCCCAAAUAUUUACCUACUUUGAGGCCGAGGAAAUGCGACUUUUUUUCCGAUGAGAAUGUGGGAUGUAAUGUACACUAUGGCCAAGGAGACACCCCUACCACCAGUCUAGUAUGGGAAAUCUGGAAUAUCACAUAUAUGAGACUAAUUAACUUUGAUUUAAGGCAGAAGAGAGACUUGAAUUCAGUGACUGCUGAAACAAGCUGUUUGAGAAUAAAGAUGUAUUCAAUAAACAGUUUGGACUGACUGGAACAAAGAACCAGGACUGAAAGCCAAACUGGCAACACAGGGAUGGGGGAAAAUUAAAAGAAAGGAUAAGAAGAAAAAAGUUAAGGGCCUAUUUAUAAAUUCAGCGCAAUACAACAAACAUGGGCACAAUCAGGGUUUGCAAAUAAUUCAGAGUGGCUGUUUCAAGAUGCUUUCAGCAUCAGAAAUAGGCUUUUGUAUGCAAAAAUAAAAACCCCUUCAAGGCCAGAAAUACCUGGUCAGAGAGCAGUUUGAUUGGCUAAUUAACGUGUUUAGGUUUGACUGACGGCUGAGAUGUCUUGAUGAGGUAAAGACGGCGUAAUCUAGAACUCAUGGCAACCUGAGGCAUGCACUUGGAGUUAUUUGCAAACACUUGCUCUGGACACAACCAAAAGAACGUGCAUGCUUUUUAACAGUGAACUAGCCCUAACAGUAUAACACAGUAAUACAAAGUAAUAAUAUAUCAAAUUGCUUUUUAUAAUAAAAGGGAAAAAAUCAAAUAAACCGAUAUGUAUUUGUAUGAAUGUAACACUGUAUGUAUGUUUGUAUGAAUGUAGCUUUGUUUGUGUGUAAAAUAUAUAU